AUGGAAGAAAAAAUUAAAGACAUUUAUUUAAGUUUAAAAAAAAAAAAUAAAAAGGAAUGGGCAGAAUUGAUGGAGCAAUUAACAAAAGAUCAAAAACGAAAAUUAAUAUUUUUUAUAAAAAAGAAAAAUAAAAAUUCAUUACAUAAAAUAAAAAAUAUUAAAAUUGAGAAAAAUAGUGAAAAGAUUAAGACAAAGACUAGCAACAAUUAUCACAUCUUAGUUGAUUACUCAAAUGUUAAUUAUAACUUAAACUUAAAAAAUUACAUAGCUAGAAUAUUACGUAUAUAUAAAUUAGAAGAUAAUUAUGAUUUUAUAAAGGCUUUACAUUUGUAUAUGAAUAUAUUAAGCUAUAUUAUAUUUAAAAAAUUUUCAUAUGAAUGCAAAAAUGAUGAAAAAAAUAAAAAUCUAUUAAUAUUUUUAAAGAAAUUAUUUCCAUUUGAGUUUCAAAAAUUUGAAGAAAAAUAUAAUAUGAGAUGGAGUAAGGAUUUUAUUUCAUCUGAAAAUAUAAAUAAAGAAAAAAUUUCUACGGAAAAUGUGAAAAUUAAAAAAGAAAUAGAUUUAAUGGUUGAUAAAAAAAAUAAAAAUGAUUAUGAAAAAGAAUAUAAACAUAAUCAUUUAAAUGAACAAAAUUCAGAUCAAUGUAAUAUUAUUAAUAAUCUUAAAAAAACAAAUAUAAUAGAUUCAAAUUUAGAUAAUUCAAAUAAUAAAGAAAAUAUUGAUAAUAAAGUAAAUGAGGUGAACUCAUUAGAACAUAAAAAGGAAAUUUUGACAAAACAUAAAAAUUUGAAUACAACUAAAAAAAAUAAUUUGGAAUUAUUAAUAAAAACUGAAAAAGAUGAUGACACAUAUGAUAGAAUUAGUAAUGAACAUAUUUUGAACAAUUUAGAUAAUUAUGUAAAAAAAGAAUUUAAUCAAGAAAUUUUUAAAAAUAAAGAUAUAAAAAAAAUUAUAUCAAAUAUAUUUGACGAACAAAGAUUUGAGUAUCGCAUUCGUUUUAGAAGUAUAAUUUCACAAAAUUUAAGUCAUUCUGAAUAUAAGAAAUUCUGUGAUCAAAGAGAAAAAUUAUUUAAAUAUAAAAAAAAGAAUUUUAUUAAAUGGAUUGCUAAAUUUACUAAUAUAAAUUCAUUAGAUUUAUACAUAGUUAAUUUUUUUAUAUUUUUAUUUUUAGAUAGAUUAUAUUUAAUAAUAGAAACAUAUAUUCGAUUGAAUUAUUGCAAAUACAUAAAUUCCUAUGAAGUUUUUCUAGAGCAUUUAGAUGAAUUUCAUAAUUUUGAUAAUAUUUUAAAUUAUAUUACAAAUAUAGAAAACUCUUAUCCAAAUAAAUUAGAUGAUAUUGAAAAAAAUACAAACAUUGAUAAUCAAUUCAUAAAUUACAAAAAUUCUGAUAAUUUCAAUGAUAUUUAUUAUAGUAUUAUAAAAGAAAAUUUUAAGAAUUUUUUUUUAUCAAUAGAUUUAAUUUAUAAUAUAGAUAUUCAUUAUUUUAAGAUAAAGAAUAAGAUAACUUUUGAAAAGUUAAUAAAAAUUGAUAUAACUUCUUGUAUUAAUGAUUCAAACAUUUAUGAAAUAAUUCAAUAUGAUAAAAAUAAAAGUGUUGAUCACUGGAAGGCAUUCACGAAUUUUGUAUUACUUCAAAAUAAUAGUAAUUUAAAAUUUCAAAAAUUUGAUUGUUUCUCUGUUUUCUUAAUUGUUCGAUUCAAAUAUUAUUUAGAAGAAUUUAAAGAGAACGCUAACAUUGAUCAUAUAUACAAAACUAUAAAAGAGGAAUUUGAUGAAAUAGAAAAUUAUUUAAAGAGUGAAAGUAAUGAAAAUGAUUUUGAAUAUAGCCAUUUAAUACCUAUUUAUCUUGAUCUUCAAAAAGAAGUUAAAAAGGUGUGUGUUUAUGUUUGUGAAUAUAUAAAAUUCUAUGGUAAUUUAAUAUCAUUUGUGAAUUUUAUUCAAAAAUAUGUUAAUUCUUCUAAUAUAGUUAAAAAUGAAGAAAAUAAUGAAAAAAAUUAUUUUGAUUUAUCUUUUUUUUUAAGUUCAUAUGUAAAUGAACAUGUAAAGAAAGAAUAA
Plasmodium relictum is the source of this 2052-nucleotide messenger RNA. RefSeq names its product conserved Plasmodium protein, unknown function. NCBI's taxonomy places the organism in Eukaryota, Apicomplexa, Aconoidasida, Haemosporida, Plasmodiidae. The record is from RefSeq and is a predicted model, not a curated record. The transcript is spliced from 5 exons. The coding region runs from base 1 to 2052 and encodes 683 amino acids.